UCAAGAAAGCAAUAAACCUUUCUUCAGAUAUUUCUCCUUCUUUUCAGUUUCUAACAUUUUAGGUCUCAGGUAUGAAUAAGAUGGUUAUAAAUCGAUUGGACAAGCUGCUUGUCACAAAUGAUGCUGCUACUAUUGUAAGUGAGCUUGAGGUUCAACACCCUGCUGCCAAGAUAUUGCUCCUCCAAAAUGUAGAGGAGCUAAUUAGGACUGGCCUGCACCCAAGUGAGAUUAUCAGUGGAUAUACCAAAGCUAUAAACAAGACUGUUGAGAUUUUAGUUGAGCUAGUAGAGAAAGGUUCAGAAAGUAUGGAUGUCAGGGUUAAGGAGCAAGUUAUCACCAGAAUGAAGGCUGCUGUUGCUAGCAAGCAAUUUGGACAAGAAGAUCUUUUAUGCAUGUAUCCAAGUUUGCCCCAAGAACCCAUGGGAAGUAUAAAGCAAAUGGAGAAGGCAAAGGUAGCUGUGUUUGUUAGUGGUGUUGAUACCUCGGCCACUGAAACAAAAGGAACUGUCUUAAUCCAUAGUGCUGAACAGCUAGAGAAUUAUGCAAAAACUGAGGAAGCUAAGGUUGAGGAGCUCAUCAAAGCAGUAGCUGAUUCUGAUGCCAAAGUUAUUGUUAGUGAUGGAGAAGUUGGUGAAAUGGCAUUGCAUUUCUGUGAGCAUUACAAGAUCAGAUGCAAGCUUACUAAAGGACUUGAUAGUUGAUGGCUAAAAAAAAUGCUAAUGGUCUUAAAAAUCAGCUCAAAGUUUGAACUGCAAUGAUUUUGCCACACAACUGGUGCUGUUGCUCUUUUGAAACUCAGCUAGCCAAAGCCAGAUGACCUGGGAUAUGUUGAUUCAGUUUCGGUUGAGGAAAUCGGUGGAGUUCAGGUCACUAUUUGACGAAGUGAAGAAGGUGGAAACAGAGUUUCUACUCUGGUUCGCCAAGGAAGUACUGAUAGUAUAUUAGAUCAUCUUAAGAGAGCCGUUGAUGAUGGAGUGAAUAUGUAUAAGGUGAUUCUGUUUAAUAAUUUUUUUCUUCUUUUUCUUCCAACCAGUUCGUAGUAUUUCAUCUCUAUAAACCUUAUCAUGUUCC
Molecule: messenger RNA, 1071 nt
Organism: Rubroshorea leprosula
Lineage: Eukaryota; Viridiplantae; Streptophyta; Magnoliopsida; Malvales; Dipterocarpaceae
Source: the annotation of a GenBank genome assembly